GAAUGUUUCUCCCAUUGAAACAUCGGCUUCUCCUUCUUUUCUCUUUUCGUCGUAAGAAAACGUGGACUUGGGUCAGAGUUUUCCUCAAAAAGCCCCAAAAUGUUUAUGCCUAAGCAGCAUCGGGUGACCAUCUACGAGUACUUGUUCAAGGAGGGCGUUAUGGUGGCUAAAAAGGACUUCAACGCCCCCAAACAUCCGGAACUCGAGAACAUCCCCAAUUUGCAUGUUAUCAAGACAAUGCAGUCCCUCGAAUCCCGUGGCUUUGUGAAGGAACAAUUUGCCUGGAGGCACUUUUACUGGUACCUCACAAAUAAAGGGAUUGAAUAUCUCCGGACAUACCUCCAUUUGCCACCGGAAAUUGUCCCGUCGACGCUCAAGCGAAAUAUCCGGACAGAAACUGCACGUCCUCGCCCAACAACUGCUCCACGAUCAGAGGGAUCUAAGCCCCAGGAAGACAGAUCUUCCUAUCGUCGUGCCCCUGCUGGUUCUGGCCCCGACAAGAAGGGCGACGUUGGACCCGGUGCUGGAGAUGUGGAAUUCCGUGGUGGCUUUGGACGCGGUAGUCGUCCACAGUAAUUAUGUAUUAUUACUGUGAAAAGCAAAAUAAAAAAAAAUAAAACCACAAA
Lutzomyia longipalpis is the source of this 626-nucleotide messenger RNA. Its product is annotated as 40S ribosomal protein S10b-like. The transcript is spliced from 4 exons. The record is from RefSeq and is a predicted model, not a curated record. Lineage: Eukaryota; Metazoa; Arthropoda; Insecta; Diptera; Psychodidae. Gene Ontology annotation, molecular function: structural constituent of ribosome; RNA binding. Bases 100 to 576 code for a protein of 158 amino acids. Gene Ontology annotation, cellular component: cytosolic small ribosomal subunit.